AUGUUUGAGACUAAUGAAUUGAAUGCCCUUAACGGAAAAAUCAUGAGAAUAACCUAAUAGUCAACUGAAAUCAAUCAAAAAGAGGAAGAAAAAAGAAGAAACAAGCUAAAGGAGUUGCCAAAUCUUAAAAUUACGAAAUUGCAAAGUUAGGUUGAUAAUUUAUUCAAAGAAAUUCUGCAGUUGUAAACUGGCUAAAUUCUAGAUGAUGUUCGAGGUAAUGCAUAGCUACUCUCUGGUAUAUCAUAGAUAAGAUACAUAGUAUAAGCUAUCUGUGUAAAACUUAUUCUUUCGGAUCCAAAUGCCCUUAUCUCCAAAAAUGGUCAAGGAAACUUGAUGAAUACAGAUAAUUGCUAUGUCUGCACCUUUAGAAUAUACCCAUCGACAAUGUUUAGCGAGAUAAAAAAGGCAGCCUGUGAAUUUUGGAAUAAGAUUGAGUAGAAAUACAGUCUUACAGAUGAAUAUUACAAUAAUCUUGUGACUUAUAAUGACUCAGUAAUGAAUUUCUUCAAAAACUACAAUGCACUUAACCCCUCAUAAGAUGCAGUAGUCUAUCUUGUCAAAGCAAAUUAAAAGUCAAGAGAACUAAACAGACUUUAGAUGGAUUGCAUAACCUUAGAUGAUAAGAAGAAUAAAAUGAAAGAAAACGAAUAAGGUGGGAAUCUCAGUAAAUUCAGGAGGAGAACUCUUGAUUUCAACAAGAUAGAAAAAGUACUACCUGGAUUAGCAUAAUAUAGAGAGCCAACAGAAGAACAGGUUAAAAAGUAUAUGAAAAAUAGUGAUCCUUUGUCUUUUUAAAAUAACAUCUGGAUUUUUCUCAUGUAUAUACUGAUCUUCAUACUAACUUGGGUUUCCCUUGAAUUGAAAUCUUAGUCUAGAGAAGUUUAUGCUAUGUCAAAAGUACUUGAGACUUGGCUAUAAGCAUAAUAUACAGGAGACAUUUACAAUAACACUAAUGACAUUUACAGUUUUUAAAGAGCCAACUUUGACGAAAAAUAUGAUCUUUUUAAGUACUUAUAAAAUGACUUCUCAAAAAUAUUUCUUCAUAAUCCCGAUACCCCUUCAUAAUUACAUACAGUACAUACUCAGAGAGUAAACUGUUAAGGAGGAGGGACUUUCCUAAAAUGUUAUGCAAUCUAAGCAAAUGAGGGGACUAUAAAUAAAACAAGCAUUGGAGUAGAAUCAUGGGAAAAGUAUAGAAGUUAUUCAGAUGUGAAUGAAUCAUUAUCAAUAAAGGGAGAAUUCACAACAAUUAAUGGAAACGGUUUUACAUUAGACGUCGAUCCACAAAUAUCACCGAAGGAUUUUAAUACUUUAAUUGAAAAAUCUCAAAAGACCUUUUUCAGCAAUGCAGCAAGGGGAGUCUUAAUAAGUUUCACUACUUACUCAGUUAGAACUGAUUGGUGGGCUUAUAAUUAUGUUCUUCAUGAGUAUGGAGCGCAUGAUGUGCUUAUCCCUCCACUUGUUCGAAGCUUUCCCUUUAAACCAAAUCUUUAUGAAAGUUAAGACGAAAAGAGAAUAUAUUAUCUCGACAUUUUCAGACUUACCAUUACUUUAAUCAUUUUCACAGGAGUGAUCAUAUUUAAGAAUGGGUUUAGGUUUGCAAAUCUAUUUUAUUACAUGAUAUUUUUCCAAUGUCUUUCUUUGCUCUUGAUUGGAUUACUUAUCAUUAAAUUUAACAGAGUCUCAAGAAGACUAUCGCAACUAUAUAAUAUGAUAGAGAAACCACUUUUUACUCUAUUCAUGUUAAUGAUAAUGCUUGUUAUUAUAUAUUCACUUCUAGGCUAUUGUGCUGAGUAGAUAUGGGGAGUAGACUUUUAUGAAUUUAGAUCAAUCAAUACUGCAUACUACUCCAUGUUCUCAAUGUUUUCUUUACAUUCAAAUCAAAUUCUUCCGAAAGUUGAGAAACUUUACAUAAAUAGAGAAUUUUGGUCAUUUGUAUUUAUCAUUAUUUACAUCGUGUUCAUGCAAUACACUUUUAUGAAUGUCUUUACUUCAAUAUUCUUUGAAGAGUAGAGAGUAGUUAGCAUGUAUGAGGAAGCAAUAUACAAGAAAUAUGAAAAUUUGAGAAGAAAAAAGAUCGUUAAGUAAUGGCUAUCUGGAAUAUUUAUGUGCUGCACGUAUUGCAAGUCGAAAGCAAAGUAGAUAAAGAAGCUAAAGAAAAAGGAUGAUAAUUUAGAAGCAGUUAAUGUUCUCAGAGAAAAGAUGAAGUAACAAAAGCAAAAUAAGCAAAAGGCUAUGAAUAACAGAAUUUGA
This is a messenger RNA of Stylonychia lemnae, 2253 nucleotides long. The record is from the annotation of a GenBank genome assembly. Lineage: Eukaryota; Ciliophora; Spirotrichea; Sporadotrichida; Oxytrichidae.